This is a messenger RNA of Emericellopsis atlantica, 786 nucleotides long. RefSeq names its product GTP cyclohydrolase I. Gene Ontology annotation, molecular function: zinc ion binding; GTP cyclohydrolase I activity; GTP binding. NCBI's taxonomy places the organism in Eukaryota, Fungi, Ascomycota, Sordariomycetes, Hypocreales, Bionectriaceae. Gene Ontology annotation, biological process: tetrahydrofolate biosynthetic process; tetrahydrobiopterin biosynthetic process. The transcript has 2 exons. The record is from RefSeq and is a predicted model, not a curated record. The coding region runs from base 1 to 786 and encodes 261 amino acids. Gene Ontology annotation, cellular component: cytoplasm.
AUGGCAUGUCCCCUGACGAGAGAGCUCGAUGUCGCCGGGUUGAGUACCACGUGCAACGCUAUUGAGGACUCGACACUCGCAUCCGCUCCCGCAGGCAGCCAAAACAGGCUUGGGGAGCGCGCUGGAUCCCUCGAGGAUAUUUCAUCCAGCAUGGCUGCAAACACCAACGGAGAAGUGCAGCGACUUGGGAAUUACAUCCCCCAGGCUGAAGAGCCCGUUUCGGGUGGAACUCGGUUGGAGAAGAUGAGCCGUGCGGUGAAGACUUUGAUUGAAUGCCUCGGAGAAGACCCGAGCCGCGAAGGUUUGAGAAAAACACCUCAGCGAUACGCAGAAGCAUUGCUGUCCUGCACCAGGGGCUACCACGUCGACCCGCACGGAAUUAUGAACAACGCUCUAUUGAUGGAAGAAUACAGUGGGAUGGUUGUUGUCAGAGACAUUCAGGUGUAUAGCUUGUGUGAACACCACCUGCUACCCUUUACUGGGAAGAUUCACAUCGGCUAUGUCUCCUCUGGAGUCGUGAUCGGUCUCUCCAAGCUCGCGCGGAUUGCGGAGUUAUUCUUUCGAAGGCUGCAGGUUCAAGGGCGUCUAACGAAACAGAUCGCUGAUGCCAUAAUGGAUAUUGUCAAGCCGCAAGGGGUUGCUGUCGUGAUAGCCGCUUCUCACCUUUGUAUGGCAAUGCGUGGCGUGCAGGAGACAAACGCUAUGACUGUCACAAGCUCUUUCAUGGGAUGUUUCGAGCAGGAUGUUAGUAUUCGCAAUGAAUUCAGAAGCUCUGUCGGUCUUUAA